Molecule: messenger RNA, 1073 nt
Organism: Austrofundulus limnaeus
Lineage: Eukaryota; Metazoa; Chordata; Actinopteri; Cyprinodontiformes; Rivulidae
Gene: hars
Product: histidyl-tRNA synthetase
Biological process (GO): histidyl-tRNA aminoacylation; mitochondrial translation
Cellular component (GO): mitochondrion; cytoplasm; cytosol
Molecular function (GO): identical protein binding; histidine-tRNA ligase activity; ATP binding
Source: RefSeq, a predicted model, not a curated record
GAACACGACACAGAUACAAGAGGCCAUUAAAGUCCAAGGAGAAGUGGUCCGGAAGUUAAAAUCUGAGAAGGCGAGCAAAGAGCAGUGUUAGGGUUGCUCACCACUUUUCUCCUGUUCUUCCUGCCUGACCCUGGAUGACUCCGGCUCACCUCACCCUUAAUCAUCAUCAUCAUCUUCAUCUUCUCCAACCCUGCUGGAUGAACCAUCACAACCCACUUCCUGGUUCUCCCUGUGGACCGCUGUGAUUGGCUGCUGUGGUGGGCCCACGCUGCUCUCCUGAACUUUUUUAAACUGGUUUUUUGUGUGGCCCGUCCCGUUGGACCAUGAUGCUGCUGGCCGUGUCGUGUGUUCGCCUCUGCUCUGCUGUGGCGUGUCGUGUGGCGGCGGCACGUGUCCGGCCCCUGCACUCUGUCUGUGGGGUCUCUGUGGCUCAGAUCGAUGAAGAGGUGGCCAAGCUGCUGCAGCUGAAGGCUCAGCUAGGAGGAGAUGAUGGCAAAAACCAGUUUGUGCUCAAAACACCAAAGGGAACACGGGACUACAACCCCAGGCAGAUGGCCAUCAGAGAGAAGGUCUUCAGCACCAUCAUCAACUGCUUCAAACGCCACGGAGCAGAGACCAUCGACACACCGGUGUUUGAGCUGAAGGAAACCCUGACGGGGAAAUACGGAGAAGAUUCCAAGCUCAUCUACGACCUGAAAGACCAGGGAGGAGAGCUGCUGUCCCUCAGAUACGAUCUGACUGUGCCCUUUGCACGUUACCUGGCCAUGAACAAGAUCACCAACAUCAAGCGCUACCACAUCGCUAAGGUGUAUCGCCGUGACAACCCAGCCAUGACUCGUGGACGCUACAGAGAGUUUUAUCAGUGUGACUUUGACAUAGCAGGCCAGUAUGACACCAUGAUCCCAGAUGCAGAGUGUCUGAAGAUCGUCCAUGAAAUCCUCAGUGCUCUGGAGCUGGGAGACUUCCACAUUAAGGUCAACGACAGACGCAUCCUUGAUGGGAUGUUCGCUGUGUGUGGAGUCCCAGAUGACAAGUUCAGAACCAUCUGCUCUACAGUGGACAAACUGGACAAG